CGCUGGGAGGAAGUGCAGCUCUCAGAAGAGCCUGAAUUUCACUUCACGACGCGCCGUUGGGGCUCAGCUCACACACAAGCACUAAAACAAGAAAAUAGCCGUGUAUUCCCAUCUGGAUUAACCGUAGGGAAUCCUCAAGAAGCACUCGUUCCCGGAGGGUCUGAGUGGAAUCGGACUGGAGUGUUUUAUGUGGACGGAUAUAGUGUUUUCGUUGAGCGAUGUCGGAAGAGAUGAAGACUUGGAUCUGCGACCCAAACACGGAUGGGAAAGAAAAGAGUGGUUUCUCUCGGCAGUAACAUCGAAAAAUCUAAAUCAGAUGUCUUUUGGAGGAAAGUACAUUUGAAGCUUCUGAACGAAGCGUGUUGGGGUUAAAAGCCACGUCGUUUUCUUUUCUUCGAAACUCAGUUUCGUCCAUAUAAGCUUGAGUUUGAAACGCACAGCCAUGCAUAUGAAGUUCCGCAAGAUCUAGCGCAGAGAUUUCAGGGUGAACUGUUUAUUUUUGUGCGUUUCAUUUACAUCAGAUCACAGUAGCUGUGUUUUUAUGUACGUUACUGCUUUGCAGUUUCAUCUGAGCACGUUUCGUGCCACCAUCGCGACAUUUUUUUUUUAGAAAAAGGAAACUCGGAUUGCUUUCGUUCACAUUUGCUUAUUUCCUUUUCUAGCGCCCCCCCCUCUCAUCUGUAGGUUACAGUAGAGCAAUAUCUCAGCCGUUUUGUGCUUAGAGCACACCUCUCUCAUUAUAUAAAUAAAUUGACGAGCAAGCAAAUCCAGUUUAAGAGGAAAACUGCAUUGCAUUGCAAUGGACUUGCCACAUCAAAAAGGCUUCUCUAGUUUAAUUUUGGCCCUUUAAUUGGCUUCUAACAUCAAGACAAACAGCUUGGAUCAACAAGAGGAGUGACAGGCACAUCUCAACCGUCGACCCACAAAAAUGGGGAUUUGUUUGUGAUAUGACCAGGAUAUUUACUCAUGCAUAUGCUGUUUAGAUCUUGAAUGCAUUUGCCUCGGAUGUUCAGGAAACACUCCAGCUGCCCUUGUCGCAUCGAUAGCCAUUAUUUAUGUUUCUCCAACCAUUAGACUUCAGAUUUCCACCAUCUUUCCGCCUUUUAAGAAGAGGAGGACACGUAUUACCCUUGUUAUAUGUGGUCUCUUUGCGUGCUGUCAACUGGUUAAUGUGAUUAAAGAGGGAAACAUCGGCGCUUACGUCGUCCAUUUUCAUGCAUUGGCGAUUUUCUCCGUUUUGCAGCGAGCUGGCUUGCUUUAUUUUAACACCUUAAGGAGAUCAUCUUGUCAAGAUUGCAUCGUCGUUUUGUAACACUGACUGGCCAGCUUGGAUGCAUUUGUAGUUAACUAGCCUGUUAUUUCCAUCUAUCUGCACGGACGUUGGUUUAAAUUAAGUUACAUGUCAUUUUUUGGACGGUCGUUGCACAGGCAGGUGGGUUGUUCGCGUUAAACUCACCCAAAGGGGUGGGUGCUGGAUGGGGGGGCUCGAUUAAUCGAUAUAAUCAUUAUUUUUGGCAAUUUCCAAACCUGGAGGUGAUGCCAUGCACAUAUAUUUCUCCUUUCUGAAACAAGAAGCCAUUUCUGCAACUCCGUUGGACCUGAGGUUGACGUUGCUUCAGCUAAGCAACAUAUAGGUUUUCUAUUCACAGUGGAUUUUUUUCUUCCUUCCGCUUUUUUCGUCUAUUUUCAGCCACGAUGGUUUUCUGAGGGACUUCUGAAGGGAAAAAACUCGAUAGUAAAAAAACUGAGGCUGGAAUAGAUGUUCGCGCCUCUCUCUCGCAUCAUCACCACCAUCAUCAUCAUCAUCACCACCACAACCACCACAGCUCCCGCGCUCGUCUCGUGCUGAGUCCGCCCUCACGUUACCCCCUCACGGCUGGUUCUGGUACCGUUAGCGACUCGGUUCGACCCAGAGGGCUCGAAGAUGGCGGACCUCGAAGCGGUUCUCGCCGAUGUCAGCUACCUGAUGGCGAUGGAGAAGAGCAAAUCGACUCCAGCGGCCCGGGCGAGCAAGAAAAUCAUCCUUCCCGAACCCAGUAUUCGGAGUGUAAUGCAGAAGUACCUGGAGGAAAGGGACGAACUGGCCUUUGACAAAAUCUUCAACCAGAAGAUUGGUUUCCUCUUGUUCAAGGAUUUCUGCAUGAACGAGAUCGACGAGGCCGUUCCGCAGCUGAAGUUUUACGAGGAGAUUAAAGAGUACGAGAAGUUGGAUUCGGAAGAGGAGAGACUAACUCGCAGUCGACAGAUUUAUGACGUCUACAUAAUGAAGGAGCUUCUGUCAUGUUCACAUCCCUUCUCUAAGAAGGCAGUAGACCAUGUCCAGACUCACCUAGCAAAGAAACAAGUUCCUCCAAAUCUCUUUCAGCCAUACAUAGUUGAAAUCUGUGACAGCCUUCGAGGAAAGAUCUUUCAGAAAUUCAUUGAAAGCGACAAGUUCACACGUUUUUGCCAGUGGAAGAAUGUAGAGCUCAACAUCCAUUUGACAAUGAACGACUUCAGCGUGCAUCGGAUCAUUGGCAGAGGGGGGUUCGGAGAGGUUUACGGAUGCAGAAAAGCGGACACGGGGAAAAUGUAUGCCAUGAAGUGUUUGGAUAAAAAGCGGAUCAAAAUGAAGCAGGGAGAAACGCUGGCGCUCAAUGAGAGAAUCAUGCUGUCGUUAGUCAGCACCGGGGACUGCCCUUUCAUAGUGUGUAUGACAUAUGCCUUCCACACUCCUGAUAAACUGUGUUUCAUCCUGGACUUGAUGAAUGGUGGAGACCUUCACUAUCACCUGUCUCAGCAUGGUGUCUUCAGCGAGAAGGAUAUGCGUUUUUAUGCAGCCGAGAUCAUACUGGGCCUCGAACACAUGCACAAUCGAUUCGUCGUCUACAGAGACCUCAAGCCUGCAAAUAUCCUCUUAGACGAGCACGGCCACGUUCGCAUCUCCGACCUGGGCCUGGCCUGCGAUUUCUCCAAGAAGAAACCUCACGCCAGCGUAGGUACCCAUGGCUACAUGGCACCUGAGGUUCUGCAGAAAGGAACGGCAUACGACAGCAGCGCCGACUGGUUCUCUCUGGGCUGCAUGCUGUUCAAACUCUUGCGAGGGCACAGUCCAUUCAGACAGCACAAGACCAAAGACAAACAUGAGAUCGACCGAAUGACCCUUACCAUGAAUGUGGAGUUGCCUGACUCCUUCUCACCUGAGCUCAAGUCCCUCUUGGAAGGACUCUUACAGCGAGACGUCGCCAAAAGAUUAGGGUGUCUGGGUCGGGGGGCGUCAGAGGUAAAGGAGCAUGUGUUCUUCAAGGGAAUCGAUUGGCAGCAGGUUUAUCUUCAGAAGUACCCGCCACCCCUCAUUCCCCCCAGAGGAGAAGUCAACGCUGCAGACGCCUUUGACAUCGGCUCGUUCGAUGAGGAAGACACCAAGGGAAUUAAGCUGCUUGACAGUGAUCAGGAGCUCUAUAAGAACUUUCCACUGGUGAUCUCCGAGCGCUGGCAGCAGGAGGUGGCCGAAACGGUGUAUGAUGCCGUUAAUAGCGACACAGAUAAAAAUGAGGCGCGCAAGCGGGCCAAAAACAAGCAACAAGGCCACGAAGAGGACUAUGCGCUGGGAAAGGACUGUAUCAUGCACGGCUACAUGUUAAAGCUAGGAAACCCCUUCCUGACACAGUGGCAGCGGCGGUAUUUCUACCUAUUCCCCAAUCGUGUCGAAUGGAGAGGUGAAGGAGAGUCUCGGCAAAACCUGCUGACCAUGGAGCAGAUCGUGACUGUGGAGGAGACGCAGAUCAAGGACAAAAAGUGCAUCCUGCUGAGGAUCAAAGGAGGGAAACAGUUUGUCCUGCAGUGCGAGAGCGAUCCAGAGUUCGUACAGUGGAAGAAGGAGCUCACCGAAGCGUUCACCGAGGCCCAGAAGCUGCUGCGUCGUGCCCCCAAAGUCAUCGGCAAGGGCCGAACCAAUGUGGUGGAACUGUCCAAACCUCCGCUCACGCACCGCAACAGCAACGGCCUGUGAGCCGCCGCCCCCCAAACCCCCCUUCCCGCCACCCUCGUCCACCACUCCUCUCCAUCCACCUCAUUGACACACACAUGCACAUGCUCUCACACUCUCUGUCUCCCAGCAAAAUGCUUGUCCAGCACCAUUAGGCUUCCCAACGGGCACAGCGAGCCGCCAUACGGUCCGUCUCGGAUGGUUCUGCUGGACUGUGCCCUGCUGUUCCUCAACUGUUCGUCAAUCAAAUGCACACGUGUACACAGCUCCUUGCAACUUGACACGCCGGGGUGGGCGUUGCUCCAGGAUAAUGUUAAAGAACAAUCAGUGCUGAAUUUGGGACCUCGUGGUGCAGGCUGGGAUACUGCGCCCUAACUGCGUUUGUCAGCAUGUCGUUCCUGAUCCCUCCAUUCUCCUUGCACACGCCGGCAUGCUCGUAUAUAGGCAAAGAAAGAGGAUCUAAGGAGCUUCUAUAAAUGUGGCAGUGUGCUAAUGCCAGACAGUAUCAGUACCUCUGCUAGAGGGAAACCAGAGCCAUGCGGCCUGAGAGAUCUAAUCAGAUGGAAAGACCCCGAAAUCAUUUCAGUUGUCUUUUCACAUCCUUCAUAGGAACGCCAAGGCCAUCUCGCUUCUCAAAGCGUAUGCUUUGCACCACUUUCCGUCAACAUCGUGAGAGUGCAUGCCGUUUCGUGCUUAACGGACUCGGAUUUGCGGACUGUUUUGGCGUCCCGUACUUGUAAAGUACAAAAGUCUUCGACGCUUCCGUAACACUCGCUAUUGAACGAACUGCUAUUGAACGGCGAGUUUUGUGCAUCCAAGUUGCGCUCUCAAAGGACUACUUACAGUGUAAAAAUAGAGUGUUUUUCUUUGUCUUUUUUUUUUUUUUUUUUUUUUUUUUUGGUGCUCAGCCCUUGUAAACUCCAGAUUCGUUUGGGUCGCUCAUGUGCAUUAAAUGCGUGUACUUGUGCGUGUACACGAUUGCAAAAACUAGUUGUUGUCGCUUCAAAGGAAAUCCCCCAGGAAGAAUUGUUUUCUUUCACCUUGAAUGUAUUUUUUGUUUCUCUUUUUCGUUCAUUCGUGGAUGGAGUGAUUUACGCUGCUCGACACAAUGGGACGGAACGUGGCGGGACGUUUACUAAGACACGAACCCAACCCCUCCCCCCCAAAUACACAGAAGUGCAAAAAGUGCCAAUGAAAUAAACGUUCGACUUGAGACACCUGAGAAUGAGUCCAGGCCACCUGUGAACAGACCCCGAGAACAGUGUUGGAAACCCGAACGCACAGAAUAAAAAACUGAACGUAUGGACGCCAAUGAUGAUGCAUGAUGUCUCGGUUCGAGGGACCACUUGGAAAAAAAGAAAAAAAGCAGCAGCAGCAACAUCCCUGGAGUCUUUUAUCCGACUGUAUAUAUGAAUCCUUUCUCUGUGCAUCUACAGUAUAAUCUUCUUGACGAUGUUUGCAUAUAUGGCGAUUCUCUGUCUCUGCCUGUCUGUGUUUGUCCCUAUGUCUCAGCUUGGGGGCGGGCGGGGUGGGUGGGGUUCACAUCUGUCAAUCAACCGGCGGGCGUGUGCAAACCUCUUAGGACCGUCGGUGUGAGAGAGCGGAGAGUCGAAUGGCUUAUCUCAUAAUGAGGUGCGAGGAGGUCUUCUGGCGUCACCGUUAUCCAUUCACGGGCAGGCAGACCGUUAUUCAGUACGAAGGUAGGGCGCUCGCACUCACAGGUGUUCGGAUAGGUGGAAGGAGAGACAACUUAAAACCGUUUGUUGCAAGGCUUGAUUUGAAUAUAGGUUAAAUUUUUAUAUUGUUUUGAAUGUGACGCAAAUGCAGAUUUCUAUAGAUGACAUUUUUUGGAGUAUGUUAUGUGCAUUUAUUUCAGUCUCUUUUUUUUUGUUGAAUGGAAAAACAAGCACAGGCAUGAGGUGAUUUUAAACAAGUGUUUUCUUCAUGUAUAUUCAGGUUCUUUUUUGUUUUCCAUGCAGUAAGUUUCUUUUUCUACGACUCUGUCGUGCAGAAAUGUCGGAUCAGUUUUUGUAGCCUUUAAAAAUCGGGGAGGUGCCAUCCCGAGGAUGUUUUAGUGCCCUUCAAGGGUUUUAUUUUGAAACCAAAAUGGCUUGUUUUGAAAUACAUACAUAUAUAUAUAUAUAUAUAUCUAUAUAUCACUGCACUUUUUCCACCACGCUUCACGAGCUGACAAAAAAAUGUGCCAAACGACUGUAGGAGAAUGUCUUUGAACCAAUGAAAAGCUCACGCGAUGCUCGCCGAGAGUUAAAAUUGGUACGGGCGAGCGGCGGCGGCGAGUUUGAGAAAGGGUACAACAAAAAUGUGACCAAAUUCAGGUGACGUGGAACAAGUGGGCCGCGGGGCGAACGAACCCUGCGUCAUUGACGAUACGCCUCAGAGCUACUGAUCGGCUAGCCCGUUUCUCAAACAAAGGGUGGCACCUCCGCCAGUCCGAAAUAUCCAUGUUUUAUUCAGGGGUUUUAUAUUUUAUUUUAACGGUAGCUUUUCAGUCACUUCGUCAGUGUUUGCUUCAUUCGAUUGCUUGUGUGUCUGUUCCGUAGCGGUGAUUUUUGUGCGUGGGCGAACGCAGGUUUCGAAACGGCGGAUGAAUAGAAAAAAGAAAAACAAACUAACAAAAAUCUAAGUAUAUAUGUGUAUAUGAAAUGAAAACAAAUGAGCUUAGGUUUAUUUAAAAGACUUAGACACGCGAGAAAAAAAAUCGGGACUCGGGAAGGGAUCGGGUUCGACGUGAGUUCAACUAUUUGUGGUGAAGAAUCAGCUCAGAUCUUGCACAUAAAAGUUUAGAUAUUGUACCUACGAGUUACAGAUUAUUAUUUUUGUUCGUUUAAUACAGGACUCUCUUGCUCUCUUUCAUAUUUAUUGUCUGGUCGGGGAGCUAGUCCCUCUGUGCGUUGGUUUACCUAGGGCACGGAGCUGUCGAGUAUCCGGGUUUACAGUCAACCGAAACUCUCUUUUUUCAUGUGCCACAAACAAACGCAAAUACUACUGUCUGGGGUUAUUACCGUUAUGGUUAUGAUGAUGAUGAUGAUAAUUAUGAUGAUUAUAAUUAUUGAUAAUAUUAUUCAAUGAAUGAUAAUUGUUAUUAAGAUUAUUUUCCUUUGUUUUCAAUUUUCAGAACAGCUAGGAACAUGUGUGUUUGGACUGCUUAUAAAAACAGUUCAGAAAUAAAAGCCCCUUUUUCGUGUU
This is a messenger RNA of Labeo rohita (rohu), 7174 nucleotides long. It is a transcript of the gene grk3, whose product is annotated as G protein-coupled receptor kinase 3. Lineage: Eukaryota; Metazoa; Chordata; Actinopteri; Cypriniformes; Cyprinidae. Gene Ontology annotation, biological process: G protein-coupled receptor signaling pathway; protein phosphorylation; regulation of signal transduction. Gene Ontology annotation, molecular function: G protein-coupled receptor kinase activity; ATP binding; G protein-coupled receptor binding. Bases 1925 to 3991 code for a protein of 688 amino acids. The transcript is spliced from 21 exons. The record is from RefSeq and is a predicted model, not a curated record.